GUUUACAGUUAGGUUUUCCCGAGAAUUCCCGUAGGAGUAUUGCUUCUUAGCAUUUCCUCCACAAAUAAAACAUGUCCCUGGCCUUCCUGUGUGGUAUGGAGAAUGUGCUGGCUUCUGGGAGUCAUUUAGUAUGGACUAUUGCUGAGCAGAUGCUGAGGAGAUGCUACAGUGAUGGGCUGCUUCCAUGCAGGAGGUUGAUUCAGUCGUGGUGGAAUAUCGGAGAUGUUUAUCAGAUGACGGAGGGUCGGCAGUGUCAGGUGCUUCUGCUGGAUGACAGACAGCUAGAACUGCUCGUCCAGCCAAAACUACUGUCUAGAGAUCUCUUGGACAUGGUCUCAUCCCAUUUCAGCCUGAAGGAAAAGGAGUAUUUUGGAAUAUCAUACACUGACACAAAUGGUCUGACAAGCUGGCUGCAACUGAACCGGAGAGUACUGGAGCACAACUUUUCCAAAAAGACUGGACCACUCGAGCUCAAAUUUCAUGUUAGGUUUUACAUCGAGAGUGUCGGAUUACUGAAAGAUACCAGCACAGUGGAGCUGUUUUACUGGAAUGCUAAGUCUUCUGUUUACAAUGGAAAUGUCGAAUUGGAGAGUGAACAUGUUUUUAAGUUAGCUGCGUUCGUGUUGCAGGAGGCAAAAGGGGACUACACAAGUGAUGAAAGUGCAACAUCAGACUUGAAAAAGCUGCCCGUGUUUCCCACAGCUGUUUUAAAGGAGCACCCAUCCCUGGCCUAUUGUGAAGGCAGAGUCAUCGAGCAUUACAAAACCCUCAAAGGGCUCACCCGAGGAAAGGCCAUCGUACAGUAUCUCCUGUUAGUGGAAUCUUUACCUUCAUAUGGUGUUCAUUAUUAUGAAGUGAAGGACAAGCAGGGAAUUCCGUGGUGGUUGGGAAUCAGCUACAAAGGCAUUGCCCAGUACGACCAACAAGACAAGCUAAAACCCAGGAAGGUCUUUCACUGGAAGCAGUUGGAGAACUUGUAUUUCCGUGAGAAGAAAUUUGCAGUUGAGGUCAACGACCCUCCCAGGAGAGCAUCAUCCAAGUCCACUUUUGGCCAGUCUGGACAUACGAUCCACACGUGGUAUGCCAGCCACUCACUGAUAAAAACCAUCUGGGCUAUGGCCAUCAGCCAGCACCAGUUCUACCUCGACUGCAAACAGAGCAAAUCUAAAAUAAGCACAUCUAAGAAUCUGGGAGACAUCGCCAUGGACCUUACAGAUAAUGGUGCCUCAAGAGUCAGCAAGCUGGUGAGUGGAGAGAGCAAAGACCAGCUCAUCAUGGCCAGCAAUGGAAGCUUGGCCUCUGCAGGUUCUGCAGAUUCUGAGGUUAAUGAGGAGCUGAAGAAAGAGAAGAUUGUGGAGCUGAAGAAGAAAGCAGAUAGCCUUCAGGAACUUCUAACUCAGAACUUGAGUGAGCUUAAGAAGAUCUGCCUCAGAGAAGCAGAACUGACAGGUAAAUUGCCUAAAGAAUAUCCUUUAGCAUCAGGAGAGAAGCCUCCUUCCGUUAGAAGACGUGUAGGAACUUCUUUCAAGCUGGAUGAACUUUUCCCUUAUGAUGCGGACCCUCACUUGAGGAACUUAGAAAGCCGGUUUGCUCUUCAGCAGAAGAUUGUAGAAGCGGCAAAGAAGCUUGCCAAUGAAAUGGAACUUUGUAAAACUGUGAAGAAGAAACGAAGGAGGAACUUUGAAGAUGCUAAGAGGACCCUUCAACAGAUUGAGAAUGAAAUUAAUGACUACAGAGUGAAAACGGGCAAGAAACCUACACAAAGGGCCUCUGUGAUUAUUGAUGACAUGAAUGCAGCAGAACUCAGCUCACUAUCUGACAGCUUAAACCUGGAUGAUGAUGAGGCAUUUGUAGUACAACGGCAGCGUUCCCGUUCAGUCCAGUGUUCUCCACGGCCUCCAGACAGCCUCAGCAUUCCAUAUCACUCCGAUCGCAGGGUCUCAGAGCAACCACACAACUCUGACGGAAUAAACUACGGUGAAGUCCAAGAACCUUACCCCUACGUUAACCAAGUCACUUUAUCACCGCACAACAGCCCGUUUUACGCUCCCUCCAGACAAGCAGGAAACUCCCGCAGCAUGCCUCCUACACCCCAGCUGACCCGCAACGCCUUUAGCAGCAUCCAGCUCAGGUGUGAGGAGGACACGCCUGAGCACUUCCGUCAGCGCAGUGGCAGUCUAGAGUCUCAGUCACUCUUUGCCUCAGAGUGUGACGGCCCCGAGCCUGUGUUCACAAUCAACACUGGUGCCCGACGCAGCAACAGCACUGAGGUACUUGACGAUGUCUCCUCACACACCAGCCAGUCAAGCACGGAGUACUGCGGCCAUUCGCGCGCUCGAAACCGCCACCGUCGCCAGAGAGAUUACACCACCUAUGCUAAUACAGGCAGCAUGCCCAACUUGGCACAGAAUGAUACCCGCUGCUACACCCACAAGGCACCGACCAGACCUACCACAACAGCCUACUACGUCACUGGAUACCCCUGUUUCACAGAUCCGUACACCAACGGAACCUAUGCAUAUGAGGAUGAGACGGCGGGCCAUUAUAGCGUAAAUCCUUCCUACCAGGCUCUGUCGUACAAUACACAGGAACCAUACGGUGAAUAUAAUCACACUGAGAUGGACCCCAUGAGCCAGAAUCCAUAUGCCACACUGAGGCAGCCAAGGACUCGACCGCCAUCGAGGAAUGAAAACCUAUCAAAGGGCAUGCAGAGGGCCAUGGUGGCCGAGCACUUACGAGGCUGGUAUAACCGGAACGCAACGCACAGGCAGAUGCCGUACGAGUACGAGAGGGAGUCCCAGCAAGUCCUACCCUACAGGGUGACGCCACAUACUUAUGGCUAUAACGAUCGCAACCCCUUAUACGCCUCAGUUUCUCCAGCAUCUAACACGGGGAACUGGCGUGAUCACUUGUCUGUGGGUUUAUCGGAAUACAGCAUGGGCCUUCAUCCACAGCAUGCCUAUAGCUACAAUUCUGUCCAUCAGGGUCACCUUCCACACAGCCGACAUGCCUUCAGUCCACACCCUGCACCCUCCUGGUACUACCCACCUCCUUCCUUCUCACCUAGUGCCUGUACUUCCUCAUCUUCUUACUUCUCCCUCCCACCACCCCCUUCUUCCCGCUAUCGGGUGGAGCGUUCGGCCUGUGAUGGUUCCAAAACUGACAUGGUUAAUAAAGCUUCCUUGCUAAAUGUAGCCCUUGAUAGUCAUACAUAGAUGUACACCAGAUGGAUUCAUACCGGAGUAGCCCUGUGGACAGUUUUGACUCUGAGGAUCAGACACUUUACUGGCACGAAGACUCCAAGCCUGGAACAAUAGUGUAGGAAAUUAAGACGACUACUUUAUGCUUUGUGCCUUAUUUUUUUGACGCGUUCCAAGCAUCAGUGUUUCAAAAACUGUUGCCAGGCCAGAAUUGUGUUCAGCCAGCUCAGAGAGCACGAGUGCAUAACAGGGACCAAACAGGCCUUUGAGACACUCUGGAGAGCAACACAUUUUGUAUGUGUGGUGCUAAGCACUUCUGGAACCUGGCCUGGCCUGGCCUGACGAAUGCCUGCUGUGGAAUUUCUUCAGGAUUUGUUAAUAUGGUAAUGGCGAUUGGGAUGAGGAAGGAGGUACUCGAGCCAAAUAUCCUGGACUAUUCCAUUGCCAUGGACGGAUAUUACAAUCGUAAAUCCUCUUCAUGGACACAAAGCACACAUUAAUAUGAAGGACUAAACUCCGCUGGUUUCUGUUGUGUGAAGCUUUUCCUACGGCUAUUUUUUGGAUCAUUUAAAGAAACCGAAGCAUUGACCUUUUAUAUUGAAGUUAAUUCUUCUGUAAGAAAAUCAUUUUUUACAAACUUAUUAUAUAUAAUUAUGCCUAAAAUUGGAUUCACAAGGGCUUAUAACAUGGUUAUGCAACAAAAUAGAAAUUCAUUCAGUAUUUUCUUUUCUCCCCAAGUUACCCCACUCCAGCAGGUGUUGUUCCUUUAAUCAUGUAUUUACUUACUGAAUUAUUUACACUCAUUAUUUAAAAUGCACUGUGUUGCUUUACUAGUCUGCUGUGUGUGUGUGUAUAUAUAAAAUAUAUUAUGAAAGAGCAGGAAUCUGUAUAAACGUAUUUACAGAUAAACACCAGCUACCAGACAUGUUCCUGAUGCCGUAUAUGUGUAAAUCAUGGCUUAAAGCCCAAACUGUUUUAAUUAAUACAUUUUAAGUAUAGCUCGAAGUCGUGGAUUAGUUCUUUUGUCCAAUAGCAAAAACCAAGGCCUGCCACUUUUUUCUUUCUCUCCAGAAAGCUGUUUAUCUAUAUGUAAAUUCUGUACAAAGAGUUUAUUUUUGUCAUUUUUAAAGAGAUUUUUUUUCUAUGUGCUUUUUUUAAAGUGUGUAAUAUAUAUAUAUAUAGAAAUCAGAAUUGUUAAGCUGGUUCUUAGUCAUUUCUAUUAAUGAAAUUUCUUUGAAUUAAAGAAAAAUGACCAAAAACAAAACAAAGCAAUUAUCAUUUAAAAAAAAAAAUUAAGGCUCUGAACCUUAAAUAAAUCUUUAAAUUGGACUGUAAAAUUAUGUAAUGAAACAUGGAUCUGAACUAUACAGGAAAGUAUAAACUAUAGAAAGAUUGCUUGCACACAGCCACUUAACUAGCAGUCUAAUUAUUCACGUACACAACACGUUGUGAACAUUUUCUCUGAAAGAUGACAUCUAAUGUCUUGCAUUCUUUCUUGUGUAAAAGUAUGAAGACAGAUACCGAUGUUGUUGUGCUGCAUGUAUAGAAAACCAGAAGAACCUGUAGGAGGGUAGACGCACCCACUAAUUCCUCAUUGGGACCAAAACCAGAUCAGCCAUGUUUACAUGGCUGUGUAAGAGAUCACACCUGCAAUCCUCAUUCGCAAUCUGUGUAAUACACUAUAUACUAAAAAUAUGAUCCAUUCAAAGUACAUUUUGUUACUCUACCUCUGACUAGCUCGUUAGAUUAAUCGUACAUUGUCAUGUAGCAGGUCACCAAACUCUUUCUUUUGGCCUAUAUUGUUGUUGUUCUUGUAAUAUGCAAGAUUUGAAGUAGAUACUCCAUGUAGACACUUGAAGUAUAGUCAGUUCCUAUUUGACUUUCUGAGAAAUCCUGCAAGAAAACAGCACAAGCAAAAACUGGAAUAACAACUUAAACUCUGAUUUAAACUUGGUUGCACUUUAGUAGGUUUUAAGUGUAGUGGUUUUAUAGUAGAAUGUAAAUUGUUACUAUCUUCUGCACAGCAAGUAAAUUUGUCACUACACUCUUUUCUCGAACAAAGGGGUCUAAGCAGCUGCCAAGAUAGAAAUGGUGAAUGUGUAGUGAUUUUGGCUUCUGUCAUUCAUUGUUGGUCUGUUACUAAAAAGCUGUUGAGACCUUGCUUGCAUGAAGUAUUAUACUGGGAAAGUGCAUCACUGUGACAUGAUCAUGAAUGUAGUAUUUCCUGUUAUGUUCAGUUCGUAUUUCUGAUCAACACUCUGUCGAGUGUUGCCAACCUGUUUACUUUUUAUAGACCCAUGCAACAAGUUUAUUUCAAUAGAGCUCAUCAACAAUUCUAGGGACUUUUAAGACGCACGUUAGCGACUGUCCUGCUCUCCAUACUUCCUUCCAGCUCACAAUCACAGCUGCUGGUUCUAUAAGUUGAGAGCAGGUUUGGUCGACUCACGACCGUAUAAAGUCUUGCUCUUGCUUGAGCUGACUUUCCGGAAUAAAAUAAUUCUCACCCAUGGACCUCUUCAAUUGAA
This is a messenger RNA of Tachysurus fulvidraco (yellow catfish), 5725 nucleotides long. RefSeq names its product FERM domain containing 4Ba (gene frmd4ba). Gene Ontology annotation, molecular function: cytoskeletal protein binding. Gene Ontology annotation, cellular component: cytoskeleton; bicellular tight junction; adherens junction. The transcript is spliced from 24 exons. The coding region runs from base 72 to 3215 and encodes 1047 amino acids. Gene Ontology annotation, biological process: establishment of epithelial cell polarity. Lineage: Eukaryota; Metazoa; Chordata; Actinopteri; Siluriformes; Bagridae. The record is from RefSeq and is a predicted model, not a curated record.